Molecule: messenger RNA, 1362 nt
Organism: Puccinia graminis f. sp. tritici CRL 75-36-700-3
Lineage: Eukaryota; Fungi; Basidiomycota; Pucciniomycetes; Pucciniales; Pucciniaceae
Exons: 1
Coding region: 1-1362 (453 amino acids)
Source: RefSeq, a predicted model, not a curated record
AUGAAACAAACUUUAUUGAAUAAAGAUAUAGUAGAUAAGAUAAAUGUUGAUGAAGUUCUAUCACUUGAAGAUACAUUUUAUAUUCCAUUUGAAGAAGAGUUGCAGAAAUCAAAUGGGAAAAGCCGAUACGAGUGGAUGACAAAAAAGGGAAAAUUGGUUGAGGGAAUGAAAGCUCAAGAUUUCCAGGAAGCCUGUCGGAUAUUUGGUGAAGAAAGGGCCGCAAAGAUUGCCGCAGCAGAUGUGAAUCUGCGCAUUGCCAAUUAUAUGGGUCCUUUAUAUGUAGCAUUAUCCGAUGAUAAAUUGCAGCUCAUCUUAAGCAGUUCCUUCCACAAUGGCGCGUUUGAAGUGCUUGAAUAUUAUUGGGAGAAUCACCCCAAAGAAUUCCAAAAGGUUGAAUCAAGUAUUGCAGAAACAUUUGAACGUUUCGAAGGUGCAAGACGCGUCAUAACCGCCCGGAAACUUUUACAGAAACAUGUCCUUGCAGAUAAUUGGUUGGAAUUCCGGGAAGACGCUCUAGAAAACCGGAAACUCUCGGAAUACCAAUUGAGGGGACUAGAAUCAGCCUGGAGAAUCUCGAUCAACCCAGCUGAGAUCAAAAAUAUUAGGGAUCCUUUCGGCGAUCAAAACGUGAAAAUAGAAGUUUUGAUAGGGCGAAAAGAAUAUAUGAGGUGGAAAGCAUUAGAAAAAUACUUAAUAGGAAGGCGCGACUUGGUAGAAUGGUGGGUCAACGAACCGUUUAGCCUUGAAAACGAAAGCCUCAAGUUCGGUUUGGACGUUACGACGAUCUUGCAAGUAGGCGACGCGCUUCAAUUUGGUCACAACGGCUGGAGUCACCUAAGGAAAAGCAAUGACCGUAUUGAUUCAGAAUAUGCGAAUCUACUGAACAUUGUUUUGAAUGAAAAGGGAAUGCUUCCGUGGCCUGAAUCAGCCGAACGAAUUUGGUUAGCUCGUUUGCCUGAAGAUCUGUACCGACAACGAUUCCAAGAGAUUAGUCGUUACAUCUGGACUUCAGAGGAACCGAAGAAAGGCUCGGUCAAGGUUGAGUCAUUCCCGAAAUCCAAAAAUGUCCUUCUGGAGCACCUCAAUCAUAAACUGGUCAAUUCCCAAGACUCCCACCUAUGGUUUGAGUUACUUCGAUCACUGUGUAAUGAUCAUGAACAUAUUGAUUUGGAAGGAUUCUUGAGGAAGAUGAAGGUUUGGAAGGCGCCUUAUUAUAAGUUUCACUCUCAAAUUCAUCUGACAGACGACGAGAAGAGUGCCCUGGUCGCUUGGCUCACGAAAAUACCCAGAUACAAUCCUGCAUCCAAAUCUAACGUUCGAUCAUUAGCAAGAAUCAAACACAUUUUCCCCUCAAUCUUUUAA